Messenger RNA from Protopolystoma xenopodis, 723 nucleotides. The record is from the annotation of a GenBank genome assembly. NCBI's taxonomy places the organism in Eukaryota, Metazoa, Platyhelminthes, Monogenea, Polystomatidea, Polystomatidae.
GACAUCCCCGACCCAGUUCGUUUCAUCACGCCCGACUGGAUGCCGAACAGCCCUUUCACUCCGGGUCUACCAGUAGCUCAUGUCAGGUUGGAACGCGUCUUGCCCACCGCUGCAUGGCAAUGCACCAGCCGGUUGGCGCCCGGUGUGGAGCUGUUUGUGCCCGGCGGUCAGACCCGUCGGGUUCAUCCUCAUGGAAACCGCUCCAACGGUAGCGGUACAGGCGUCGAGGCUGGAUACUCCAGCGAUUCUUCUGCAACUAGUUCCAUGCCCAAGGUCAAUAAGAUUGGCAGCAGUAGCAAGAAGAAGCUGUCGAUGCCGGCACUGCCUACUCCAACAGGGGACCUCGAUACGGUGAGCGACAGGAGGAUGAGUGAGGCAAAAAGUGCAGCUGGUACCAGCUUCGCUUCGGGUCCCAGCAUGGCGUCUAGUGCUGGAGGUCCCAGCAUCGGCAGUGCCUCCAGCACCCUGGGCUCAGACAAUCCACUCUCGGACCCAAGUCUCGCCCAGAUGGCGACUUUUCUCUGCAUCACGGACUCGUGGUCUAAUUGGGGUGCAUGUUCUGUGACUUGCGGUGUCGGAAUUCGAACCCGACACCGUCAGAUGCUGGUGAACAAGAAGAACGAGCUCUGCCAACACCUCCCUCUGCUGCAGGAAGAGGAUAGUGUGGAUAAGAAUGUCACGAUAGCAACAGAUUAUAUGGGUCAGACUGGCCCCAAAGUAUAA